This is a messenger RNA of Linum tenue, 453 nucleotides long. The record is from the annotation of a GenBank genome assembly. Lineage: Eukaryota; Viridiplantae; Streptophyta; Magnoliopsida; Malpighiales; Linaceae.
AUGAGCCGGAUUGAUAAAGAGAAAAAUAGCAAAAUGGCUGGCAGGAUUCCACACCCCACACUGAAGGGACCGAGCGUCGUGAAGGAGAUAGUCAUCGGGAUGGCGCUCGGCUUGGUCGCGGGUGGCUUUUGGAAGAUGCAUCACUGGAACGAGCAGAGGAAAGUAAGGGCAUUCUACGACAUGCUUGAGAAGGGCGAAAUCAGUGUCGUCGCCGAAGAAUAGGAGUCAUCCGUGAUGGCUCAAUUUGUCUGUUGGUUUUGCUAAGAAGUGCUGAUUGUUAGCGUUCACCGUUUUUCCGAUUCCUAUGCCUCCGUAGGGUUGAGGAGAGCAACCUUGCCUCAAAGAUACGGAAAUAAAGUGUUUGCCGUUUUGUGAUACAAUGUGGGUUCAUUAUCGUUUACUAGUUCAACCUGUAUUUACUUCAUCUGGGUUGGAUUGAAUCGUGGAUUGUUG